AAUAUAAAUGUAAACAAACAGAAAACAUUUUUGAUACGGUGGCACUAUUAUCACUUCCUUGGAGUUUAGGUGUUGCUCUUGAACUAAUCCUAGUUGGAAGAGAUGCUAGAAACAAAAGCAAAAAGGAGCCGCUACAAAAUUGCCCCCGGCAGCAUGACCAUUGCUCAGCGUCCCCAAUUCUCGCUCACGGUUUUAGUAUGGUGCUGUAUUGGGGGAUGGAUAUUACGAUCGGCAUCGGAGGUGCAAGGUUUGCGAAAAAACUCCCCCAGCGAUAUGCAUCGUAUGCGAGAAAGAGUGCGUCAAAUGUUUCACCAUGCAUACGACGGCUACCUACAGUACGGAGCUCCAUACGACGAAUUACGGCCGCUGUCGUGUGAUGGAAUCGACACCUGGGGUAGUUAUUCCCUCACUUUGAUUGACGCACUCGAUACGUUAGCAGUUAUGGGGAACUACACCGAGUUUGGGCGCGUCGUACAGCUGCUGCAAGAUAGAUCGUUUGAUGCAGAUAUUAAUGUGUCGGUGUUUGAGACGAAUAUUCGCAUAAUUGGUGGUCUCCUGUCGGCUCACUUGCUGUCCCAUCACGCCGAUCUGGAAUCGAUGGGGCUGGUUAAGCCAGGGUGGCCCUGCGAAGGUCCUCUAUUAGAAAUGGCUGAGGAUGUCGCUCAGCGCUUGUUGCCGGCAUUCGAUACCGCCACGGGCAUGCCGUACGGUACAGUAAAUCUGCGUUACGGUGUACCGUACGGCGAAACAUCUGUUACCUGCACCGCCGGUAUUGGAACGUUCGUGCUGGAAUUUGGCACACUGAGCAGGCUGACGGGAAAUCCUGUAUACGAGGAUGUCGCUAUGAAUGCUUUGUCUGCGUUGUACAAACACCGGUCCCCAAUAGGGUUGUACGGGAACCAUAUCGACGUACAAACCGGCCGCUGGAUAGCCCAGGACGCGGGUAUUGGCGCUGGGGUCGAUUCCUAUUUCGAGUACCUGGUAAAGGGUUCAAUUUUGCUCGAGCAACCUGCCCUGAUGGCCAAAUUCCUGGAAAGUAAAACAUCGAUCGAUCGCUAUCUAAAGCGUGAGGAUUGGUAUGUUUGGGUGAGCAUGAGCAAAGGGCAAAUCACGUUACCCGUAUUUCAAUCCCUUGAGGCGUACUGGCCAGGCCUAUUGAGUUUGUAUGGGAAUACGAAGGAAGCGUUGCGAGUGCUACACAACUACCAGUCCGUAUGGCGUCAGUACGGAUUUCUGCCAGAGUUUUACAAUAUCCCCACCGGAGAAGCUGGUACAAACCGGGAAAACUAUCCGCUGCGGCCAGAGCUAAUCGAAUCGGUGAUGUACCUGUACCGAGCUACCGGGGAUCCGUUCUUGCUGGAAGUAGGCGAGAACAUUCUCGAGAGCAUCGAGCAUAGCGCCAAAACAGUUUGCGGUUACGCGACGAUACGGAACGUUCUGACACAUCAGCAGGAGGACCGUAUGGAAUCGUUCUUUUUGGCCGAAACUACCAAAUAUCUGUACCUACUGUUCGAUCCAAACAAUGUUUUGCACAAUGAUGGGAGCAUCGGUAGCGUGGUCAAUGUGAUGAAGCGUGAGGAUGAUGCCACAACUGAAAUGCACGAAUGUGUGGUAGGUGCCGGGGGCUACAUUUUUAACACGGAAGCCCACCCAAUCGAUCCGAUGGCCCUGCGGUGUUGUGAAGCAAUUCAUGGAAACAUUUUUAAUGACCGAGCCUUCAGAAAUCGCAACAAAGAUAACUUUCAUCGAGGCGAUCUAUUUCUUUCAAAAGGACAACGAAAAGGGACCCACCAAGCGCAUAAAAAAAGAGGUCAAGAGAUAUGGGAUGGUCCCGUCGGUAAAGAACCAACAUUUUCCACUAACGCCGAGACGGUAGCAAAAGCGGAAGAUAGCAUGAAAACCAUAAGUCUUCCUACCGGUGCUAUGAAUCGAGAUGUGGAGAAAGUGGAAAGCGUGACCAGUGGCAUAAAAACGGUUUCAACUGUGCCAGUGUUAAAGCAAGCGCUGAGCUCUGAUUCGAAUCUACACGGCAAAGAAUACGCUCAAACAUUUAAUGACACUAGCCAAACAACAUCAUACCCAUCGGUUGAAUCGGUCGAAACGGAAACAUUAUCAACCGCCGGGGAAGCCAAAUGCAGCAGUAGCGCGGAACAAACGAAGUAUGUACUAUUUGGAACCGAGCGUAUGGAUGAGUCCUCUCCACCAAACGAACAAUCCUGUGAUGCUAUGGUACAGCCGAAAACCGUACCCAGUCGCGAAAACACUAAAGAUGAUGAAGAUAAAACGGUCGCAACGUUACUGGAAAUAGUGCAGCGCAUGUUCCAUACAACGGCGGGUCAACACGAUCAGAAAAAAUCUAAGUUUGAUCGUGAAAAAUUCUACCAACACUUGGCCAGUAGGCGUUUGUUAGACGAAGAAGGUAGCAGCAGCAGUAGAUACAACAACACAUCGGCACCGUCUUCGGCCAGGAGGGAAAAGCUUCACGAACUAUUAUUGUGUCGCGCGCAGCCAUACCUUAGUCGGCUCACACUGUUAGGUGAAUUCUAUUAGACUGCUUGGGAAAACAGUUCUGAGUAUGCAAUAAAAUCGUUAGGUACCAUGAACAUUUAAAA
This is a messenger RNA of Anopheles stephensi (Asian malaria mosquito), 2612 nucleotides long. It is a transcript of the gene Edem1, whose product is annotated as ER degradation-enhancing alpha-mannosidase-like protein 2. Gene Ontology annotation, biological process: endoplasmic reticulum mannose trimming; carbohydrate metabolic process; mannose trimming involved in glycoprotein ERAD pathway. Gene Ontology annotation, molecular function: mannosyl-oligosaccharide 1,2-alpha-mannosidase activity; calcium ion binding. Bases 103 to 2550 code for a protein of 815 amino acids. The record is from RefSeq and is a predicted model, not a curated record. Gene Ontology annotation, cellular component: endoplasmic reticulum; membrane. The transcript has 2 exons. NCBI's taxonomy places the organism in Eukaryota, Metazoa, Arthropoda, Insecta, Diptera, Culicidae.